Messenger RNA from Punctularia strigosozonata HHB-11173 SS5, 2865 nucleotides. RefSeq lists its product as uncharacterized. The transcript is spliced from 5 exons. Gene Ontology annotation, molecular function: histone deacetylase binding. Gene Ontology annotation, cellular component: Sin3-type complex. Gene Ontology annotation, biological process: negative regulation of transcription by RNA polymerase II. NCBI's taxonomy places the organism in Eukaryota, Fungi, Basidiomycota, Agaricomycetes, Corticiales, Punctulariaceae. The coding region runs from base 28 to 2865 and encodes 945 amino acids. The record is from RefSeq and is a predicted model, not a curated record.
AGACGACGGUCAGGACGUCCAAGCACAAUGUCCACCGUCGGCUCGCUCGGGUCACUCAGUUCAGCACCUCCCUCACCAGACCCAUCCCACCCCCCCACGCCGAAACGCACAUCCCUCCAUACAGCCCAAGCUUCAGAGCCCGUCGGCUCCGACAGCGAGCUUUCAGAACUCACCGACGACGACGGCGACGACGGCGACAACAGCCACUCUCGGCGAAGCACGAGCAGUAAGCCUGUGCGCCGCACCGUCAGACGCAAACGAAGCAAUAUCGUUCCGCCGGAGCCGUGGGGCUGGGCCUACAAGGGAGGCAAGAAACCCGAGGAUCCCAACGCCGAGGAAGAGGAGGAGGAGGAGGAGGAGGAACAUUCGGGCCCUCCGACCGCUAUGGAGGAAGAAGAGGAAGAGGAUCACGACGAGCGCCCAGGAUCGCGUCGGCGCGGGAUCGAGGUUGUCCGGGCCGACCCCGCGGUUGUGAACGAUGAGCUCGACCUUGCCGAAGACGACAACGAUGCGAGCUCGGACGCGUCAAAUGACGACAUGGACAUUGAUGACAAGGACAUGCGCGACGAUGCCGGCUCGCCCGACCUCACUGACGAAGACGCUAGUGACGUCGACGUCGAGGAUGAAGGGCCAAGCGGUAUCCGCACACCAGCCGACCCUCAAGAUGUCGAAUCCGAAGAGGAAGCGGAUGCAGAGGACGCUGAAGCCGAGUCCGAGGAUGACGAGCCCGACAUUGCAGAGGAAACCCAGAUCCGAGCAGCUGCCGUGUUAGCCGCUACCGUAGCGGAAGCCGACGUCGACCUCACCGCACCACCCCCGUCUGCCAUUCAGCCUGUGGUAGAAAAGGCCGCUACACUAUCUAUCAUGGCUGGUGCCUCAGCACCCACACUCGGCGUCGCGAACCCUGAAUCUCCCUCCGCAUCCACCACCUCUACACCUUCAUCAUCACGUUCCGGUAGUCCAGACCCCGCUUCUACAUCGAAAAGCCCGCGCGAAAAGCCCUCGGAGGAAGAACGAACUUCUGCGAAGGACCUCGUGAAGACGAAACCUCAAGAAGAGAAGGAAGAGCAGGUAGACGUAGACGACGCAGAGGCAGAUGAACCUGAACUCGAUCUUGAAAUGGACUUACAGCCUGCACAUCGAGCAGAGGCGCUCGAUGCGAUAGCUGUGAUAGAGCUCAAAUACGCCACGCUCCGAGAACAGCUAUACGUGGAAAAGAUGCAUGCCCUGGCAUGGGAGGAAAGCCUGGUGAAAGGAGGACAUCAUCCCGAAAUGCUUUAUCUUCACGACGAGUUGUUGAAACGACGUGAUCGGAGACUCGAACUCGCCUCACGGCGCCGCGACUAUGAAGUCGACAAUGUGGCCAGAAAGCGUAAAGCUGAUGAAGCACUUGUAUGGAGUACAUGGAAGUUUCAAAGAGAUCAGCUCCAGACCGACAUGAUUGCCGAAAACAACCGGAAAAGGAGGAAGCUGGAGAGGGAACGACGAUCCCUCGAAAGACCACAACCCCUGCGGCGCAUACCACAUCAGCCUCGCGAAGUACCGCCUGCCCCUAGCCUUCGCGAGAUUCUCCGCAAAACACCUUUCAUCUCUGCCUCCGAACAACUCAGCGCCAAGUCUUUCAGGAGCAAAAGACAUGCCUUCUCCGCACUUGAAAGUGCAAAUCCAGAAGACUUCACAUUCCCCUCUCUUGCGAGUUUACGAGUUGAGGAAGUCGCCACCGACCUCGACUUCUUGGCUCAGAAUAAGCGGCCAUUUGAGCACCAGCACUUGCAGCAUCUGCACAACCCUCGAGUUAUUGCCGGACCCAAUCAUUCUUUGGGGCCCAUGGUACCACCGAACCCAUAUGACUCCUAUGGACCUGCCUCAGGGAUGAUAGAUCCUCGCGCGUACGACGUGCACGGCAUAGGAGGACAGAAGGCGCUGCUCAACACACUGGUUCCGCUGCACGGACCUCCGGGUACACAGUACCCUCCAUAUCCUAUCCCUGGGUCUUCGAAGCAGCAUCCGCUUGCGUUCGACCAGGAUGUAGGACCUGGGCCAUUUGGGCACGCGCUUGGGCCGGGAGCGAUGAGUGGACCACCUGGCCAUCUCAGACGAUCAUCGUCACCAUCUCACGGUCGGGAUCAUGGAGUGGGCUCGUCAGCGCUACCAAAUGGCCACGUGGCAAAAUCCAACGGCUGGGCCGGGGGAAAACCGCCGACGCUCAAUGAGUGGCCGAGAGAUGCUCCGAGGGCCGAAUUCGACGAAGAACUACGAUCGCGGGAUAAGGAGGUGAUGGAACGCCAACAAGCAAAUCAGAAAGCCAAGGUCCGCGAACGGGAAAAGGAUCGCGAUAUGGAACGACAGCGAGAGGUUGAGCGACAACGAGAGCUCGAGCACGACGAACGCGAACGUCUUGUCCAGAUUCAGCAGCAGCAGCAGCAGCAAUCUCAAGCACAAUCCCAGGCGCUUCGGCAUCAACAUAUAAGCCAUUCGCUUGGUGUGGUGCAUCAGCACCCACAUCCGCACCAGCAUGUGCACGCGACUCAGUACCAACAUGUAGGACCACAUCAUCAUCAUCAUCACCAUCAUGUUCACCACCACCAUCCUCCUUCAUCUCAGCCGUCGAUCUCUGAGCCCGGCCCUGCGAUCGGGCCCGGCGUUCCGCCCCCUGCACGCGAACGCGAUAGAGACCGCUUGGUUGCCGGUUCUCAAACACGCGAACCUGAACAAGCCGCUUCCACCAGAUCCACUUGGCGCGAUCACCUUAUAUGGCGUUCGAUGAUCGUGAUUCAGGCCCCGCUGACUUCGCUCGCGAGCGUGAACGUCUUCCAACGGUCGUGCAGGACGAACGCCCAGUCUUCGCUGGUACCCAUCGGCUGA